CAGCCAGCCAGCCAGCCAGCCAGCCAUCCGUCGGUGGGCCCUGCGUUUUUGGCGGCGGUAGAAGAUGGCGCCGUCGGGUCCUGGUCCGGGUCCGGGUCCGGGUCCGGGUCCGGGUCCGGGUCCGGGCCCGAGGCCGGGGCGGACGAGGCGGCGCUGGCGGCGGGCGCUCUAUUGGGUCCCGGUGCUCUUCAUCUUCCUCCUUCUCGGCUGGUCCUACUACGCCUAUGUGGUGGAGCUGGGCCUCGUGUCCAUGGGAAAUGUGGGAGAAAAAGUUGUGUGCCUGAUAGCUUAUCACCUGUUUUUCAUGCUGUUUGUGUGGUCAUACUGGAAAACUAUCUUCACGCUACCAAUGAAUCCGUCAAAGGAGUUCCAUCUGUCCUACGCAGAUAAAGAGCUGCUGGAGAGAGAGUCGAGGGGCGAAGGCCAGCAGGAGGUUCUGAGGCGUGCAGCCAGGGACCUCCCUAUCUACACCAGGACGAUGUCCGGAGCAAUCCGAUACUGUGACAGAUGCCAACUUAUAAAACCAGAUCGCUGCCAUCACUGUUCCGUCUGUGAUAAGUGUAUUUUGAAAAUGGAUCAUCAUUGUCCUUGGGUGAACAACUGUGUUGGCUUCUCAAAUUACAAAUUUUUCCUCCUUUUCUUGGCUUAUUCUCUGCUGUACUGCCUUUUUAUUGCUGCUACGGACUUGCAGUAUUUUAUCAAAUUUUGGACGAAUGACCUUCCGGAUACCCAAGCCAAGUUCCACAUCAUGUUUUUAUUCUUCGCCGCGGCCAUGUUUUCGGUCAGUUUGUCAUCUCUCUUUGGCUACCACUGCUGGCUGGUCAGCAAAAAUAAAUCUACGCUAGAAGCAUUCCGAGCACCUGCUUUUCGGCACGGCACGGACAAGAACGGCUUCAGUCUGGGCUUUAGCAAGAACAUGCGACAGGUGUUCGGGGAUGAGAAGAAGUACUGGUUGCUGCCCGUUUUUUCGAGUCUAGGAGAUGGUUGUUCCUUCCCAACCUGUCUCGUGAACCAGGACCCCGAACAGCCUUCCACACCCGCAGCGCUGACUUCCACGACUAGAAAGUCACACCGUUCUAGCAAGGCAAGAUACGUCACUUCUGCUGAGGUCAAUGGAGUCCACAGAUGUGCUCCAUCGGCUCAGGCUGGCCGCGGAAGGGUUAGCCCUGAGAGCCACCAUUUCCCUGCAAAGCCGUUGAGAGAGUCCCAGAGCCACCUUCUCACGGACACUCAGUCUUGGGCCGAAAGCAGUACAAACUCUGAUAUGGACACAGUUGGUAUGAGCAAUCCUGCGCUAACCAUGGAAAACGAGACCUAGACAUACUUCCGGUAAACCCCUGAGUGCUGAGAACUUCCGGCUCCACCCGGCACUAGGGUUCCUGGGCUCCAGACCUCCAGUUUGACGAUGGUGUAAGCAUCCCAGUUAUAGUUGGAUUUGGCGCGACGACCCCUCUGUGACAAAUGGCUUGGCCUUUGUCUUUAGAAUUUGGCCUGGAAGGGCAUGUUUUUGGAGCAGUCUCAUCACUGGCAUUCAGCUUUCACCCUCCUCCUUAUCCAGCUACACCAGAGGAGUGGUCGGUUGUAUCCCGGAAGCUUGGGACUUUGCCUCACGGAUUGCUGGUCGCUGGGAAGAAGAGGAAUUUUGACUUUUUAUUUUUUGCUGGGCCCAAGGUUUCCCAAGCUCGAGGACUUGUCAAGUACCCAAAAGCCCAAAUGUUAAAACUCUGAAGUAAAACUAGAUAUCGAGCAUUCAGUGGCUUCUUUUAGUUCCAAAAUCAAAAGAGAGGAUUAAUAUCCCAAGUGGAAAAAUGUGAUUUGCCCCCGCAUGUGAUCUACUGCGAAUGUGGCCUCGGCUACAGUGAUCUUUGCACAUCGCACCAGAAGCCCAGGGGAUAGAUGCCCUAAAGUGCACUAACGGGUCACCCCCAUCGAUCAGCAUUCAGUAUGUCGGAGCAGUGUGACUUGAUCGGUUUUGUUGAACUCAAACUUGAGAGAUGUUAAUGACCCACUUCGUAUAAGUGAUUUGUUUCCUCCCACCUUCAGUGGCCCCCUUACUGGGGGCUUUUGCCUGUAGGCCGACACCCGUUUUCUUCUCUAAAGGAUGUAUCUGGUGCACUUUUUGAAUGCUAGCUCACAGUUGGCUACCGUGCGAGUCCCAGGAUCUGAGCCUUUAAAUGGUAAUCGAAGAAAUUCUGCAAUGACUCCCCAGCCAGGGAACUGCCUUAGCGGUGAAGACAUUUUUGUUGCAUAACCAAGUCCAGUCAGUGAAUUGGGUUGCACUUCCGUGACAUUUGCUUGCCAUUUUGAAAUUGCCUUAAUGAGAAUUUCCCUUCUCCGCAAAGACAACAGAUUCUUAGGAAUCCCAGAGAGCUCUCAGUUAACGACAGCUCCGGAUGCCCUGGGAAUAGACUUUCCGUGGCAGGACUGCUGCCGCUGGCCACGCAGGCGGGGCGGCGAUGAUUUAAAAAGGGUCCGGCGUUAGAUUGGCUGUGCGAGCCGACGGCCGAGUUAGGGACAGGUAAGCGUGAUGGGGGACCGGACUGGACAGCUGCGAGGAGGCCGAGGUGGGCCCUGGGGUUUGUCCGUCCACCCGUUGCCGUCAUGCUGCAAACCGACUGAAAUGUCCAAGGGCCAAAUGGGGAAGAGACAACAUUGGAGAAAAUCUGACUUGUGCUUCUCAAAAAUCUGCCCUGUGGGCAAGAUCAGAGUCUCCUCUGGGACAGGGACGGUAUUUUGCCCAGCUGUGGCAGGACAGAAAAUCUUGGAGCUGAGGUUUGACCUUCACGUGUUCUGCUUCUUUCAGAUAGUCCCCCUCCUGCCCUCUCUGCCUUCUGUCGGUAUCUCAGCAAACCCAGCCCCGGAUCAUGGGAUGAGGCUUCUCUCCACCCCAGGGCAGGAAAGCAGGGGGGCGGGUCAUGCAAAGAAAUCAAUUUUAAAUGCAAAUUCUCUCACAAAUACAAAACCCUCAGAAGGUAGCUUUUUUAUAUUUGUUAAAUGCUUACUAUGUGUCGGACACCGUUCUAAGCACUGGGGCCAUUACAAGUAUAUUGUUGCACACAGUCCCUGUCCCACAUGGGGCACAAAGUCUAAGCAGGAGGGAGACCGGAGCAGGAGUUCUGCACCAAGUUUCCUUUAGGAACUGCUGGAGGGCGGCAGUGGAUUGAACCGGCCUGUCGCCCAAGUGGCCGUCGCCCGGAGGUAUCCGGGUGCUGCAGCCGCCGGCCACGCUUCGUCCCCUUCUCGAUCUGGAAGGGCUCUCUCCCGUCUAAGACAGGCAGCAUCAAAAUCACCCACCCUUUCCAGCGACGUCCUUGGCCGACAUCCAGACCUCUGGCCAUCCUCCGGACAGAGCGUGUCCACAUUUCGUUUGGACGGUGUUUUGACCCCCAGCAAUUUGCUUGUGAGGCAUUUCCACACUUUACUAACGUUGUUGGCAACAACAUCCGUAUCUGCUAUUUCAAAUCUAAUUCCGCCCGCCGGCCCCGGGGCGGAAAGGGCCCCCGCCGACCAGCGCUCCCGGUCCGGCUGGGUCGGGGGAGCUGGCGGACCUCCGGGCGCGGGUUCCGGUGAGGGCUGGUCCUUUGGGCAGUUAACUUUCUUGGACACGUUUCCCGACUCACCAGGGAGCGGGUGAAGCAGAAAAGAAGGGAAUUCAACUUGGUGCCUUUCAGAGUGAAACUUGAGCCGUGCAGUGGCAGGGCAGCUGCGGAGUGGGCCGAGGGGCUGGAUGCCGGCACGGAAGGAGCCGCUCCGGCCGGCGAGAAUCGGCAAAGGGCGGGGACCGAGAGUCGCAUUCUGUCUCCUGAAGAAAUCCAAACGUGACCCUUGCGGGAGGCACCGGUGGGUCUACAGGCUGAACUGGGGUCCGCUCGGCACUCGCCGGGAGGCUGAGGUAUCCGCCCUUUCAGCGAGACCCUUUCUCCCCACGCUCCACCCCCCAAAUCGAGACCCAAGGGCCCAGGUGCGACAGAGCAGCCCACCGGGACGACUCCGGCAGUCCUCCGGCUCCUUGGUCGGCACCCUCUACUGCAGGCGGAUCGGGUGGGAUCGGGCCGUUGAAGACGGCGCCGCUCCGGGACCACGCGAGGGCCGCCGCCGGUCGUUGCCACUGACAUUGCGCGGAGCCCGGAGCUUGUAGCUUUGAUGUUUUGUUUGUAUUCCGUAAACAGUAUCGGUAUUUUUGUAUUGUUGACUUGCAGCUGGAAGAAGUAUUCUAUAAAGUCAUUUAUCGUA
Messenger RNA from Ornithorhynchus anatinus (platypus), 4233 nucleotides. It is a transcript of the gene ZDHHC2, whose product is annotated as zinc finger DHHC-type palmitoyltransferase 2. Gene Ontology annotation, cellular component: Golgi apparatus; endoplasmic reticulum. Gene Ontology annotation, biological process: peptidyl-L-cysteine S-palmitoylation; protein targeting to membrane. Lineage: Eukaryota; Metazoa; Chordata; Mammalia; Monotremata; Ornithorhynchidae. The record is from RefSeq and is a predicted model, not a curated record. The coding region runs from base 65 to 1318 and encodes 417 amino acids. The transcript is spliced from 14 exons. Gene Ontology annotation, molecular function: protein-cysteine S-palmitoyltransferase activity.